Messenger RNA from Arthroderma uncinatum, 2619 nucleotides. RefSeq names its product beta-1,3-glucanase. Gene Ontology annotation, molecular function: beta-glucosidase activity. The transcript is spliced from 4 exons. Gene Ontology annotation, biological process: glucan catabolic process. The record is from RefSeq and is a predicted model, not a curated record. Gene Ontology annotation, cellular component: extracellular region; cell surface. Bases 1 to 2619 code for a protein of 872 amino acids. Lineage: Eukaryota; Fungi; Ascomycota; Eurotiomycetes; Onygenales; Arthrodermataceae.
AUGAGCGGCUCGCGCCGUCCGCCGCAUCGGUCUCGAGACCGCGACCACGGCAGACACCGAGGCGACGAUGACGACGAACCCAGCUACGAUUAUAGCUACGAUCACGAUAACAACGAUGACCACGAUCGUUCUAAUGCGCGGCGACGGGAAAGUAGAGUGAGAGAGAGUAGGACAAGAAGAAGCGGGUACCGUGGUGUUCACGGCGAGGAGGAUGCUGUCAUUACCCCGAACGAGGACGAUGAUGUGUUUGAUGAUAGAAAGAAUAGACGGAGGAGAGACCAUCGUCGGUCGAGGGACAGACGGGCACAAGCACAUGAGGACCAUGACGGUGAAGAUAGCUACGGCGAACCCGUGUCAGAGAGUGAGGUGAUUGUCGUUGAUUCACGGCCAACGUUCUCGCGGCCGCCAAACGUUAAGCCUGCACGAGUCGAACGGCGAGAAAGGGAUCGAGAAAGGGACCGAGAAAGAGACCGGGAUAAAAAUGCGUACUACCCUAGUCCCAGGGGAGGACAUAAAGCAAAAGAGUCGCCCGCCACCUCACCUAUCAAGAAACGGGACCGCGAACGGGACCGUGAGGGACAUAAUAGACACCGGCCCAGGAGGGAUAGCACAGCUGAUGAAGACGGUGACGGACGGUUAAGAGGUCGGAGGAGGAGAGAUCAUGACAGUGGUCAAGAACGGGAACACCGGGGUACAGGAGCGACAGGCCGACGUGAGAGGCGAGAGAAACACACCAGCAACGACUCGGCGAAUAGCGCAACGGUGCUACUCAGUUCUAAUGCGCUUGCGCAACUUGAUCAACUAAACCGGAAGACUGACCAGGAGACUAAGAAGAAGGUCCGCAAGGAGGAAGAAAAUCAACAUAAAAAGGAGAAAAAGGAGAAAAAGGAGAAAAAGAAGAGAUAUAUCUUUGAGAGCGGAUUUGUUGGAGAUAGUGUCCGCGGGAACAAGGAUAGGGAUGGGGAGAAAGGGUGGGAGAGCUCAGGGGACUUGAAAAGGAAAAAGAAGAGAGAGAAGGACAGGGAAAAGGAGAAGAGGAGACUUGUUUCUGGUGCUUACUUGGAGGAAGCCGUCGCAGUCGUGGUAUCGAAGAAGAAUGGCGACGGCGGUACUCACCCAGACGGCCCUGUAACCACUGGCCCGUCACAUAGUGAGCUCGACGGGAUAAGUCCGGAUAGUAUACCACCCGAGGCGAAAGGCACCCACCUUGAUCCGUUUACAUGGUACGACACGGCUGAUUUCAACGUCACCUAUACUGACGAGACAGUCGGCGGCCUACCUAUCAUGGGCCUAAAUUCAACCUGGGACGACUCAGCGCAAGCAAACAAGAAUGUUCCAGCCCUCAGCAAGGGGUUCCCCUACGGCAAACAGCCCGUCCGAGGCGUUAAUGUCGGCGGCUGGCUCUCCAUGGAACCGUUUAUCACACCGUCGUUCUUCCAGAGAUACUCCGCGCGAGACGAAGUCGUGGAUGAAUAUACCCUUACCAAACGCUUGGGCAAUGCUGGCAAAUCUACUAUAGAAAAGCACUACGCGACCUUCAUCAACGAACAAUCCUUCAAAGAGAUAAGGGAUGCAGGGUUUGACCAUGUUCGAAUUCCUUAUGGCUACUGGGUAGCUACAACCUACGAUGGUGACCCCUAUUUUGCCAAGAUGGGCUGGCGAUAUCUUCUACGGGCUAUUGAAUAUUGCAGGAAAUUCGGCCUGCGCGUCAACCUUGACCUCCAUGGUGUCCCAGGCAGCCAGAAUGGAUGGAACCACUCUGGCCGUCAGGGUGAGAUAAAGUGGCUUAACGGCGAUGAUGGGGCUAAAUGGGGCCAACGAGCACUUGAUCUCCAUGAUCAGCUGUCGAAGUUCUUCGCUCAACCUCGAUAUAAGAAUGUGAUUGCUCUGUACGGCCUCGCGAACGAGCCAAUGAUGUUGAAGUUGGAGAUCGAACCUGUUAUCGACUGGACAACUAAGGCUGCUGAUAUCGUGAGUGGAAACGGAAUGAAGCAGAAGAUUGUCUUUGGAGAUGGUUUCUUAAAGCUAUCCAAGUGGUCAAAUAUAUUGCAAAGCACGGGGCAUGACAUGGUGCUAGACACCCACCAGUACACUAUCUUUAACGCCGAUCUAAUCAAGUUGAAGCACAAGGAGAAGUUGAAAUUCGUAUGUGACGGAUGGGUCGAUUUGAUCAGCAACAGCAACACGAAAGGAACAGGAUGGGGUCCAACUAUUUGUGGCGAGUGGUCCCAGGCCGAUACAGAUUGUACCCUCUACAUCAACAGCGUCGGCGUUGGAGCUCGCUGGACUGGCAACAUGGACAAAAACCCCAUUGGUGGUGACCCAGUGCUCACCCCGUCAUGUCCCAGUGGGAAACAAUGCUCCUGCGACGCAGCGAAUGCCGACCCAGCGCAAUAUUCAGACUCCUAUAAGAAAUGGCUAAAGCUGUAUGCUGAAGCUCAGAUCUUUGCAUUCGAAAAGGGCUGGGGAUGGUUCUAUUGGACUUGGGACAGCGAGUCGGCUGCCCAGUGGAGUUGGAAAAAAGGGAUGGCCGCAGGUAUUCUGCCGAGUAAAGCAUAUGAACCGGAGUUCAAGUGUGGAGAUAUUCCUGAUUUUGGCGAUUUGCCUGAAAACUAUUGA